Messenger RNA from Nerophis lumbriciformis (worm pipefish), 912 nucleotides. The record is from RefSeq and is a predicted model, not a curated record. Lineage: Eukaryota; Metazoa; Chordata; Actinopteri; Syngnathiformes; Syngnathidae.
AUGACCUCACAGCUCAUGACCAAUCAGGGCAAAGGAGGCGGAGCUUACUUAAAUCCAAGGGGCUGUUGUCAGGGCGAAGGUCAGUGCGUUCAGAAUCUAACAGAGACGGAUGCCUUCAGAAGCGACAAGCUUUCGGAUCCCAACGUAGAGUACCGGAUGGACUACAAACGACGAGGCCAGGCGCUCAUUUUCAACCAGGAACGCUUCUUCUGGCGCCUUGGCAUGAACGACCGACACGGCACCAACGCUGAUCGCUACAAUCUCGAAAUCAGGCUGAAGGCACUGAACUUCGAUGUGAAGGUUUACGACAGCUACAAAAACGAGGAAGUCCUGGAUAUAAUCCAUAAAGCUGCCGAGAGUAACCACUCCGACUCCGACUGCUUCCUCCUGAUUUUCCUGAGUCACGGCGAGGACGAGCACGUGUACACCUACGACGGCAAGAUCAGCAUCCAGCGCAUUAUCUCGCUUUUCAAAGGCGACCGAUGCCAAACCCUGGUCGGCAAGCCCAAGAUCUUCAUCUGGCAGGCAUGUCGCGGUGACGUACACGACGAGCCCGUUCUGGUCUGCGACGCCGUGGACAGUGAGAUCAAGACCAACGAGGUGGUGACGGACGCGAGCGCCGUUCACACUCUCCCGGCCGGAGCAGAUUUCAUAAUGUGCUACUCGGUGGCAGAAGGUUACUACUCCCACAGGGAGACCUUGAAUGGCUCGUGGUACAUUCAAGACCUUUGCGAGUUGCUGAAGAAGUACGGAGACUCUCUUGAGUUCACCGAACUCCUGACGCUGGUCAACCGCACGGUAGCCGCCAGGAGUGUCCAGGCCAGCAAAGAUAAGGACUCCAUCGGGAAGAAGCAGGUGCCGUGCUUCGCCUCCAUGCUCACUAAGAAACUCUACUUCCGCCCGAAAAAGUAA